AUGAAGACUUCCGUAAUCCGAUUCGCCGCGUUGUCGGUUGUGCUGCUCGUCUCGACGGUGUCAUGCCAACAACCGCCGAACGAUAGUAAGAGCCAACAAAUCGUCCCACCGCAAUUGAGCCCAGAAGCAAAGAACAAGAUAAUACUGUGCAUCAUGAACUUGGUCCUGAAGCAGGAGAUCAGCGUCAAGUCAGUCCUGAACUGCGUGACGUCGAGGGGAGCUCAGCCGAUACCGUACGGCGCGGGCAACUUCGCCAAUUUCAUAGUCAAGAACGGGAAAAGUGUCAAAGAGGAGGGCGUGAUCCAGAACGCAGCGCUGUCCUGGGGCAAGUGGCAACAGGACGGUCAAGAUGUGACGACGGUCAACAACCUCCCAUUCAACAACGAACAGGCGGCGGUCUACCAGGCGUCGGGGCGCGACAACAGCCCUUCGGGCGCCGAGGGACAGUUCGAAAUACACGUGGGCGGGAAGAAUAUCGCCGUCGUCGAAUUCAAUAUACCGUUCUGGGGUAAGAACGAGUUCAAAAUUCGCGAAGUGGACGACCAGUACGUGUGCAACCAGAGUGGCUUCACGUCCGACGGCUCCCCGACGAUCAACAUAAAGUGUCACAUGGUUUCCAGUGUAAACAAAGUC
Molecule: messenger RNA, 633 nt
Organism: Iphiclides podalirius (scarce swallowtail)
Lineage: Eukaryota; Metazoa; Arthropoda; Insecta; Lepidoptera; Papilionidae
Source: the annotation of a GenBank genome assembly